Messenger RNA from Verticillium alfalfae VaMs.102, 1527 nucleotides. RefSeq lists its product with no specific name. Lineage: Eukaryota; Fungi; Ascomycota; Sordariomycetes; Glomerellales; Plectosphaerellaceae. The coding region runs from base 1 to 1527 and encodes 508 amino acids. The record is from RefSeq and is a predicted model, not a curated record. The transcript is spliced from 4 exons.
AUGCGCCCCUCCGCCGCCCUCGGCCUCGGCCUGCCUCUCGCCGUCCGGGGCUCUUCUCCCGACUCCACCGACUGGCAAUCACCCGGCCCGCAGUCCGCCUGGAUUGUGUACAACAACCCCGCCACCCCCGGAUACCAGAAUAGCAUUCUCAACCUCGUACUCACCCCUCAGAGCCAGUCGUGUACAGAUGUGCCUCCGACUAUCGCCUUUCCGAAUCAACCGGACGCGACCUGGACCUACACCUGCCACGAAGAUGAAGAAGACUACGAAACUCUGCACGUCAACGUCGGCGAGUUGGACAUGGUGAUUCGCUAUGCUCUCAGCCCCUCUGGUGCUCUUGAGAUUCUGGGCGUAGACAGCCCGUCGCAACUUGGGACGCCCACCGCGCUGCCCGAAGAGGUCUGCAGCGGGUUCAAGUGUGCUGUCGGCGACGUUGUCACCAGCGUCAAAAAGGUCUUCACCAACGUGUUCCGCCCUUGUAAAGAUGGGACGAAGAGUGAUACGGGCUCGGGGGCCGACGAAGUCGAUCCAAACGAGUCCACGGAUGUACCAAGUGACGCCGAAGACGGGGGUGCCACUAUUCAGUCCAUUGCCCAGCCUGGCCACAAGGCUGAACACCCACUCGUCGAUACCGACGAUCAAUUCAUCACCAUGAUGUCCGGCACCGCCAAUGUUCCCAGCAUUCUCGCACCCUCCGUUCCUUCUUCUACUUCCCAAACUCCCACCAUAGCCCUCGCCGUCUCUGGUAUUCUUUUAACCUUCUUCCUUAUUGGAGUCGUCCGCAAAGCUUGCUUCCCCCGUUCAGAGCGCGAGGCAGCCCGUGACGCCCGCCGACAAGCCCGCUGGCGUGCUCGCGCCGCCCGGUGGGCCUCUCGACGUGCCGCGAAGGAGCAGCGUCGCGCAGAAUUCAGGCUCGCUUUCUUCAGCUUCAUCAACCGCGUCUUCCGCACUAGUGAGACCGAAGUUGACGAGGAGAAGGUCGAUCAACAGACUGCCUCGUCGAACAGACGCCACCAGGCAAUUGCUUUUAUUAGAAAAUUAUUUGUUCGCGCCCCAGAAAGUAAAGAAAGAGAUGCCGAGUCUCAUCGCAUGGUCGCUACCGACCUAGAAGCGCAGACAUUCGUUGUGGGAAGUGACACGGAUUCCGUCCGUUGCCCAUCACGAGCCUCUUCGCGGGCUCAGUCCUUCUCCUUCGCGCGUGACAGGGACGCGGAGAGCAUCACGCUCGUUGGCACCGAGGGCUCCGAGUCCGGUUACGCGGGAUCCGACUCGGGCGAUUCGGACACCGGCAGCGAGCGGAGCGAAGGCAGCAGCGAGGGUAGCACUACGAUGGAGAUGGACCUAGCGGCGCUACGAGACAUGGCGUUGCGUGUCGGGCGAGUCAUCGGGCGGGCGAGGGCCAUCUCCGUGACGGCCUCGUUGCCGGGAUACACUACCGAGGAUGGCAGCGUGCCGCCGGCGUACGACGAGGAGACCGGCUCCGUGGCGGAGGGUGCUUCGAGGACGUCCGCUGAUGGGAAGAGGUAG